AUGGAUCUUCUGGACUAUGGGACUUCUUCCUCUUCUCGAGGUUCAUCCUCUUUCAACGGGCCCGGUGGCGACUAUGAUCCAUCAAACAAUGACCAGCUGUUCUUCAAUAUGCUCUUCUUCAACCAGACUUUUUGGAUAGUCGGUAAUCCCCAUAAGGCAGAAAUUAUGAGAGUCAACAUUGUAAACGGUGGAACAAUGUCCUCAUUGAUCACACUCGCCAGCCGAGUGAUCUUCCUCAAACCAGACGGUCUCACCGAAGCUCUCAAAGCAGCUCACGAUCUUAAAGCAAUCAUUCAAUCUCAUCAAUCUGAUGGCGCCGGCUUACCACUAGCUGAAGGUUGGAUUAACGAUAGCUUGUUCCUGGCAAGACCAAUCGAGACCAAACCUUAUUUGAUCAAUGAGCAGAAUUUAUUCGUCGAUGGGUUCUGGUCCGGUGUAGGUGUAGGAAGGGAAAGACAGAAUGCUUCCUCUUCUUUGAAGAAGAAACGAUCCAAAAGGCAAAAGACAGUACAUUUUCCAAUCUCACCUACCUCAAAUGAGCCAAUAUCACUGGGUCCUUCUUUGUAUUCAACUCCCACUGGACUAUCACCUACAGCAUGUUCUCAAUCCCAUAUCGAUGAUCUUAUACAACUUGACGAUCCAUGUCCCACGAAUCUCAACAAAGAGGACAAAGAAAGUGAACCUAAGAUCAACCCCGAAGACGUCUAUAGAAACGCUGCAAGUCAAAAUACCAAUACGUUCCUUGUUUGUCCGAAGCCAGGUGAUAUAAUCACUCCGCCGAUCCACAAGGAGUCACCCGCUUUGGUGUCUCAAUCUUCCCAUAUGGCUCAACAAACUCGAUCCGCCACUCACAGUCAGAAUCAGGACGGACCUGUUAGAACCACUGGAAACAAAUAUAUUACUCCCACCGGUCCUAUCCAUCUCGGUCAAACCAACCAGGAAGCCACUCAAUAUGAUACUAGUACACCUUCAAUCAUCGGACAACUCUCGUCAUCCUCUCAGGCUUCAGAAACGUUCCAGGACGACGGACCUUCCUCUGCGUCAGGGCAAGCCAAUCAGGGAGACAAUGAUCAAGAUUGUCGCUCUCAUCCUCAUCCUUCUCCCAGCGAGAAGGAGCAAUUCCCAAAAACUCAGAUGAAUAUUGAGAGAAUGAAAGAUCCGGAUUAUGUUGAGUCUGCACCAGAACCUGAAUUGCAUAUGGAGGAGGAUAAACAGCAAAAGGUCGCAUCUGGAUCCAUAUCCAAGUCAGCUGAAUAUAAUCGAAGAUGGCGUAAUCAAACGACCGUCCAACCUCAAGACACCGUAGCUUAUCGAGCUCUGGUGGAAGACCUGAAGAGUAGAGUGGCAGGAGAAGGGUUUCCGAAAGGCGGGAUGAAGGCUUAUUUGAUCGGAAGGGGUAUUCAUUCCCUUUACACCAAAUACGGUGCACUUAUCCGCCAACAAGUUCCUGGUUUACCCAACUCCCGAGCGAACUUUAAGAAGAACGCUGAAAGUGCUGUUAAUCCCAAAUGGCAGAAAUUCAUUGACGAGCAAAACGCAAAGACAGAAGUGGAGAAAUAG
This is a messenger RNA of Kwoniella botswanensis, 1560 nucleotides long. RefSeq lists its product as uncharacterized. Lineage: Eukaryota; Fungi; Basidiomycota; Tremellomycetes; Tremellales; Cryptococcaceae. The record is from RefSeq and is a predicted model, not a curated record. Bases 1 to 1560 code for a protein of 519 amino acids. The transcript is spliced from 5 exons.